AUGGAGCCCAAUAGCAAUAACAUCAUUUCAGGCAUCCCCGGGAGAUGCAUCAACAAUGCCUGGGUAUGUGAUGGAGAUGUCGACUGUGAGGAUCAGUCUGAUGAAGAAGACUGUGACAGUUUCUUGUGUGCACCACCCAAGUACCCUUGUGCUAAUGACACCGCGGUGUGCCUGCAGCCAGAGAAACUCUGCAAUGGGAAAAGGGACUGUCCGGAUGGGUCAGAUGAAGGCGACCUUUGUGAUGAAUGUUCGCUGAACAACGGAGGCUGUAGCAACCAUUGUUCUGUUGUUCCUGGAAGAGGAAUUGUCUGCUCCUGCCCCGAAGGACACCAACUCAAAAAAGACAAUAGAACCUGUGAAAUUGUGGACUAUUGUGCCUCCCACCAGAGGUGCAGCCAAGUGUGUGAGCAGCACAAACACAUGGUCAAGUGCUCCUGUUAUGAAGGCUGGACAUUGGGUGUGGAUGGAGAAACCUGCACCAGCGUGGAUCCUUUUGAGGCAUUCAUCAUCUUUUCUAUACGCCACGAGAUUCGGAGGAUUGAUCUGCAUAAAGGAGACUAUAGUCUACUUGUUCCUGGACUGAGAAACACCAUAGCACUUGAUUUUCACUUCAAUCAAAGUUUACUUUAUUGGACAGAUGUUGUAGAAGACAGAAUAUACAGGGGCAAACUUUCAGAGAAUGGAGGUGUCAGUGCCAUAGAAGUGGUUGUGGAACAUGGCUUGGCUACUCCAGAAGGCCUGACUGUUGACUGGAUAGCAGGCAACAUAUACUGGAUUGACAGCAAUCUGGACCAAAUUGAAGUAUCUAAACUUGAUGGUUCUCUGAGAGCUACAUUGAUAGCAGGAGCCAUGGAACAUCCCAGGGCCAUUGCACUGGACCCAAGAUACGGAAUUCUUUUCUGGACAGACUGGGAUGCCAAUUUCCCUCGAAUUGAAUCUGCCUCUAUGAGUGGUGCUGGGAGAAAAACUAUCUAUAAAGACAUGAAAACUGGGGCAUGGCCUAAUGGACUGACUGUGGACCACUUUGAAAAAAGGAUAGUUUGGACAGAUGCCAGGUCAGAUGCUAUUUACUCAGCCUUCUAUGAUGGAACAAACAUGAUAGAAAUUAUCAGAGGACAUGAGUACCUGUCACAUCCCUUUGCUGUGUCUUUGUAUGGGAGUGAGGUAUACUGGACAGACUGGAGAACCAACACACUGGCCAAAGCCAACAAGUGGACAGGGCAUAAUGUCACUGUGAUUCAGAAGACCAGUGCACAGCCUUUUGACCUUCAGAUAUACCAUCCCAGUCGACAGCCACAAGCUUCCAAUCCUUGUGCAGCCAAUGAGGGUAGAGGCCCCUGCUCUCACCUUUGCCUCAUCAAUCAUAAUAGGAGUGCAGCCUGUGCCUGCCCCCACCUGAUGAAGCUUUCUUCCGACAAAAAGACCUGCUAUGAAAUGAAAAAGUUUCUUCUUUAUGCAAGACGUUCUGAGAUCCGAGGAGUGGACAUUGACAAUCCAUAUAUGAACUUCAUCACGGCCUUCACUGUCCCUGAUAUUGACGAUGUUGCUGUAAUAGACUUUGAUGCCUCUGAGGAACGCCUGUACUGGACAGACAUCAAAACGCAAACCAUAACUCGGGCUUUCAUUAAUGGAACAGGGCUAGAAACAGUUAUUUCAAGAGAUAUUCAGAGCAUCAGAGGGUUAGCGGUGGACUGGGUUUCACGUAAUUUAUACUGGAUUAGCUCAGAAUUUGAUGAAACACAAAUUAACGUGGCCAGGCUAGACGGCUCUUUGAAAACCUCAAUUAUCCACGGAAUCGAUAAGCCACAAUGUCUGGCAGCUCACCCAGUCAGGGGGAAACUAUACUGGACAGAUGGAAAUACAAUAAACAUGGCAAAUAUGGAUGGGAGUAACAGCAAGAUUCUCUUUCAGAACCAAAAGGAACCAGUUGGUCUCUCAAUAGACUAUGUGGAGAAUAAGCUUUAUUGGAUCAGUUCUGGAAAUAGAACCAUAAACCGAUGCAACCUGGAUGGUGGUAAUUUAGAAGUAAUAGAGUCAAUGAAAGAAGAAUUAAAAAAAGCUACAGCCUUAACCAUCAUGG
Cricetulus griseus (Chinese hamster) is the source of this 2080-nucleotide messenger RNA. The record is from RefSeq and is a predicted model, not a curated record. NCBI's taxonomy places the organism in Eukaryota, Metazoa, Chordata, Mammalia, Rodentia, Cricetidae.